AUGGAUUCCACAACCCAUAAGUUCUAUCAUGUACACGGAUUUGAUUCCAGAAUACUUCUGGAUCAUUAUUUGUCAGAUAAACCUGAAAUGGUCAUUGGAGAUGAUUCCUUGAUAUUUCCCAUUGAAAAUCUUACAAAAACUUUCACGGAAGGUCAUAUUAAUGGAGAUGUCCUGAUUGACCUCAGCACCGGUCCCCUGGUUCAUCACCUUUAUGCCGCCUGUGAGUUUUUCCAACACAUCAUAGUCCUGAAGGUCAGUGACAGAUGCAUCAUGGAGCUGAAGAGAUGGCUGGACUCACGGACAGGAGCAUUCGAUUGGGGACAUGCCACAAAACUUCAUGAGGAGAUACAAGGGAACAGUGACCAGUUUACGGACAAAGAAGGAAAAGUGAGAUCAACAAUUCCACAUGUUGUGAAAUGUGACCUUGAGAAGGAAAAUAUGACGGAUCCAAUAGUCUUACCACCAGCAGAUUGUAUAAUCAUUGGCUGGCUCCUUGAUAGUAUCUGUAAGGACCAAGACGAUUUUAGGAGAUAUCUCAGGAAGUUCUCAAAGUUUCUGAAACCUGGAGGACACCUUAUAUUGAUUGGGGCUUUAGAUACGACAUAUUACACAGUUGGGAAAGACAGGCUCCAUGCUUUCCCAUAUGAUGAGGAUUUUGCCAGGAAAGUUCUAGUUGGAGAAGGAUUUGUUAUAGAUAACUGUAAGGUUAAGAAGAGGACAAAUGUGAGUGACCUUACUGACUAUAAGGCCAUGAUAUUUAUUGCAGCUCACAAGGAAAAGUAA
Molecule: messenger RNA, 783 nt
Organism: Hyla sarda
Lineage: Eukaryota; Metazoa; Chordata; Amphibia; Anura; Hylidae
Product: nicotinamide N-methyltransferase-like
Exons: 3
Coding region: 1-783 (260 amino acids)
Cellular component (GO): cytosol
Molecular function (GO): N-methyltransferase activity
Source: RefSeq, a predicted model, not a curated record